AUGGUUUCUUUAAAGACGUCUACAGUUUCUUCUAAUAUUAGUACUAUUAGUGAGCGAGAACUAAAUUCUAAACUCACAGAAAUAUUCACUAAAAUUGGGCAACUUGGAAAUGCACAACAGGGUAUCCAAGAACUUUAUGACUUGUUAAUGGAAUAUCCAGAAUGUGACGUCAAAGUUAAUGCAUUUUUAGCUACCGCUGGUACAUUCUUUCAAAAAUAUAUUCGUAAGGCAUUAGCUGACCUUACUACGCAAGAAAUGCAGAAAUGUGGAAUGUUGCCUAAAGAACCUUCCGUUCCUGUAAAUUCUAUAUCUACAACGAAAGAUUCUUCUGUUCAAAAACGACCAACAACUCCUAAAAAUAAUAAACCUCCUCAUAAAUUUUCUACAAACCGUUGUGCUAAUAGUCAUGCAUUAAAUAUUGGUUCAGCAAAAGAUUUUUCCAUUAAAAAUGAUUUUCAUGAAAUGAAAGUCAAUGUUCCUGUUCCUGCGACCCCAAAGACAACUUUCAUAGAUAAAGUAUCUCAGGAAACUUUUGACCAAACCCGAUUACGUCUUCAUGCCAUAUUUCAAUAUGAAAAAUAUAAGACUGGUCAAAAACGAUCAAGUCUACCGAAUUUAAGACAAAUAGAAAGUGAUAGCGAACGAUUAGAAUAUGUUAAAAGUAUUAUACGAUCUCGACCAAAAGCUCGUCGUUCUACUUGGGAUAUUAACACUCCAUUUAGACUUACUGACGUAUCUAUUCGUGCUAAUUAA
Scutellospora calospora is the source of this 753-nucleotide messenger RNA. The record is from the annotation of a GenBank genome assembly. NCBI's taxonomy places the organism in Eukaryota, Fungi, Glomeromycota, Glomeromycetes, Diversisporales, Gigasporaceae.